This is a messenger RNA of Ipomoea triloba (trilobed morning glory), 1885 nucleotides long. RefSeq names its product cyclic dof factor 1-like. The transcript has 2 exons. Gene Ontology annotation, biological process: regulation of DNA-templated transcription. Gene Ontology annotation, molecular function: DNA-binding transcription factor activity; DNA binding. The record is from RefSeq and is a predicted model, not a curated record. Lineage: Eukaryota; Viridiplantae; Streptophyta; Magnoliopsida; Solanales; Convolvulaceae. Bases 176 to 1660 code for a protein of 494 amino acids.
AACGAGGCUUAACCAAAUAAAGUCCCCUUUCUGCCUUUCACUAACUCGUAUUUACUAAAACUAAGAGAAAAUUUGCAAUCGGAAACUCGCCGGAACCCAUGUUAGCCCGCCGCCGGCUCCGGGUCACAUAAAACCUCCUCGUAUUCUCUGCCUUUUAUUCUUCUUUUUACUGAAAAUGGGAGAAGGGAAAGACCCAGGAAUCACCCUGUUCGGAAAAAAGAUUCCCCUACCGUUACGGGUGGUUGUCUUCGCCGGCGACGAAUCCGCCGGCGGUGAUUCCGGAGGCGUUAAUUCCCCUGAUGAAAGCAAUAGUGGGUCUGAGCGUGUUAGGUGUUUCGACGAUGAGAACAUAGAAGAAAGCAAGCGUGAAGAUGAAAUGGAUCAGUUACCAGGAGAGGCCUCUGAAACUAUCUCAGAAGAGAAAGAUGAAGAUGAAGAUGAAGAUCAAAACAUGGAUGGCAAAGAAAGUUGUAAAGCUUUACAAGAAUCAGGGAGCAAUACUGAAACUCCCUCCACUGAUGGCAACUCUCCAACAGCAAAAUCGACCAAGACUGAAGAUGAUCAAACGGAAACAGACAGUUCUAAGGAGAAAACGCUAAAGAAGCCGGACAAAAUUCUCCCAUGUCCUCGGUGCAAUAGCAUGGAUACAAAAUUUUGUUACUACAACAACUACAAUGUCAAUCAGCCCCGCCAUUUCUGCAGGAGCUGCCAGAGAUACUGGACUGCCGGGGGUUCCAUGAGGAAUUUGCCAGUUGGGGCUGGUCGUCGCAAAAACAAGAGCUCUGCCUCUCAUUGCCACAUCACCAUAUCGAAUGCUAAUGUCUCUGAUGCCCUGCACGCAAUGCAGGCUGAAGCUCCAAAUGGAUUUCAUUACCCAGCUCAUUAUAAACCCAACGGCACUGUCCUGUCCUUUAGCCCUAACUCCUCACUCCGUGAGUGUAUGGGCUCCGUUUUAAAUCCUGGUGAGACAAAGUCGCCAAAUGGGACUCAAAAUGGUUUCUCUAAACCUGACACAAGAAGCUCUUACAAAACCGGGAAUGAUUGCUCUAGCAAGUCUUCUGUCACAAUCUCAAACUCAAAAGCAGAAGGGAGUAAAAAUGCUCCCCAAGACACAACGGUUAUGCAGAAUGUACAUGCCUUCCCUUCUCCAGUUCCAUACCUUCCUAAAGUCCCGUGGAAUGCUGCAGCACCCCUGCCACCCAUUUUCCCCUCGGGAGUUCCCGUCACAUUCUGCCCUGCAACUUAUUGGAAUUAUUGCCUUCCCGGUCCAUGGACUCUUCCUUGGUUAACUCCACCAUCUCCAACAGUAAGCCAAAAGUCAUCAAUUUCUAGUCCUAAUUCGUCAUUGGGGAAGCACCCAAGGGACGGGGAUUUACUCGAGCCAAACAAUCCCAAGGGUAAAGAAUCAUCCGAACAAAAGAGUCCCGAACGGAGAAUCUUGGUUCCGAAAACAUUGCGGAUUGAUGAUCCCGAUGAAGCUGCAAAGAGUUCUAUAUGGGCAACACUCGGGAUCAAAUACGAUUCCAUAAGCAAGGGAAGCAUGUUCAAUGCCUUGGAACAAAAGAGCGAUGACAAGAAUCACACAACAAAUGCCUCUAUGGCCUUGCAGGCUAACCCUGCAGCAUUAUCUCGGUCUCUCACCUUCCAGGAGAGCAUCUAAUGAGUGAUUUCUCUCCAAUUGUUCUCUUAAGCACAGGUGCCCUUUCUUGUACUUGAGGUGUGUGUUCACAUGUACAUAGUUUUUAUACUUCUGACAUUAGAAUGGGAAGAGCGAGAAGUUAGAUAUAUAUAUAGAUGUAAUAUAUGUUACCCAUCCACUUCGAAAGCGGCUCGUUUUUGGCAGUUUCACUAGUGGUUUUGAAUAAAAUCCAGCCCUCUUUGAAAA